Arctia plantaginis is the source of this 801-nucleotide messenger RNA. The record is from the annotation of a GenBank genome assembly. Lineage: Eukaryota; Metazoa; Arthropoda; Insecta; Lepidoptera; Erebidae.
AUGACGUUAACAGCAAGGUUAUCUCCGCAAAAUGCUUGUGUGGAAGUAGGGGUGCCAUUAGGCAGCUGGUCGGCAGGUGUAGCAUGCUGUCCCAAUUGCAGGCACGAAUUGAGGGUGUCCCUAACGCCAAGUGCUGGCAAAUGCACUGGCCCACACACCCCCUCACCAUUUACGUUUCAGCCUACCUACUUGCCACAGACCCCUUUAUAUGCCCCUCCAUCAACACCUUUAAUACAAUCAUCCUACAAUGAAGAGUUAAGAAGGCUAGCAGACACCCUUAGAGCGCUAAGACUCUCAGGCUGGUACUACGGCAGUUUGGAUUGGCAGGGUGCGAGAACACUUCUAAAAGAUGCCAGUGUUGGAGCGUUUGUAGUCAGAGACUCGGGUGACAGGAACUUCAUAUUCUCAUUAUCGGUUCAGACUGAACGAGGCCCCACGUCCGUGAGGCUACAUUACGAGCAAGGAUUCUUUAGGUUAGAUUGUGACCGGCCUCUGGCGAGGUACAUGCCUCGGUUUAGAUGUGUUGUGGAGUUAGUGCAUCACUACACACGCGUGGAAGAACGAAGCGCUGCCGGUACCGUGUGGGUAGACCGUGAAGGUUGUCCGCAUUCCCCCGUGUUGCUUAAGACGCCGCUAAGGAAAAGUCCCCCGUCACUGCUCCACUGCGCGCGGCUCGCCGUGCACCGAGCGCUGGACUCCAACCCGCUCACUCCCAAGUUAUGGUGCGCCCCCAAGCACAGACUCCUACCACUUCCCUCAACCUUAAUAGAUUAUCUCGGCGAAUAUCCGUACUCGAUCUAA